Messenger RNA from Nymphalis io (European peacock), 1535 nucleotides. RefSeq names its product myb-like protein X (gene Rlb1). Gene Ontology annotation, biological process: maturation of SSU-rRNA. Lineage: Eukaryota; Metazoa; Arthropoda; Insecta; Lepidoptera; Nymphalidae. Bases 108 to 1493 code for a protein of 461 amino acids. The transcript is spliced from 3 exons. The record is from RefSeq and is a predicted model, not a curated record. Gene Ontology annotation, cellular component: 90S preribosome; nucleus.
AAUAAAUAUUUAAAUAUCCCAUAUGACAAUGACGUUUUACCGUGACUGUAAUUGAGGUUAUAUUGAAUUUAUUUAGAUUUAAUAACAACUAAAAUCAGUGGCGAAACAUGGAAGUUGGUGCUGUAAAACAAGCUUUUAACAACGAGAUUAUACUGCUCAAAAAAAAUUUGAACCAAGCAAAAAUACAAACGAUACACAAGCUUACAAGAAAGGCGAAGACUUUAACUGAUAAAAAAGGCCCAGAAGCACUUAAAGAGAAACAGAAAAGGAAAGCGGAGUCUGCAGUAAGAGAAGUUCUCAUUAUCAAGAAAAUUAAAGCAAGAGAUAUAGCAAGGUUCAUCGUGACACACACAGGAAACCUCAAUGAAUAUUUAAACAAACCAAUUGUUGAUGAAAAUAAAGCAUGUGCUCGGUUACUUCUACACAAAUCGUUGCAAGAGAAAUACAAACAUAUCAGGGAAAAGUUCUUAAAUAUAUCAAUAAAGGACCUAUUCAUGUCAAGGCAAGAAAGAAAAAAGCUUAAAAAAGAGGAAAGAGAGAAACAGAAGAAUAAAAAGAAAGGAAAAAAUAAAUCUAAUAUUGUUAAUGUUGAAGGAGAAUGGGACGUAGAAAACACAGAUAGAAAUAAAGAUACAAUUGAAGAAGAUAAACUUGAAGAUGAUGAAGCGAUGUCUGAAGAAGAUGGAGCAAUGUCUGAGGACGAUGGGAAAUAUGAUAAUGAUGAUAGGAUAAAUGAAAAUGGCAGUGAAUUAAGUAAUGAAUCUAAUGCAGAUGAUCAAUCUGAUGUAGGUGAUCAAUCUGAUGAGGAAGUUGAAGAGUUAAAUAAUAUAGACUUUGAUGUAAAAGAAAAAGAUAGUGACUCUGAUGAAAGGGAAGAUAUGGAAGUAUCUAACAAAAUUAAAAAUGAUAAUAAAAAUAAAAUAGAAUCAGCUAAACCUAACAAUGAAAGGUUCGAAUUAAAAAUCAAUGGAAGUAAAAAAUUAUCUGAUGACAAAAUUAAGAAGGUAGACAAAAAAAUCAAGGACAAUAAGAACAAAAAUUUAAAUGAGAAACUUCAUAAAAGAAAAUUUAAUAAAGAAUCCGAUGAUUUACCUGAAAAAGUAAUGAAAAUUGUAGAUCCAUUUUUUGUAACGUCCACUGGAGAAAAUUACAUGUCAUUAGUAGAACCAAGGAAUCCUGACGAAGUUAAAGAAGUCCAUAAAGAAGGUAAUCGGAAAUACAGAAGAGCAGUUAUGUUUGGCCAUGUACCGAAAAUUAAACCUAAGAAAAAUAACUAUCAAUCUGAUAAUAAUUUUAACAAAUAUGAUAAAUUUGAAAAUAAAUCGAGUAAUAAAGGUAAGGAAUUAGGAAACAGACAGAAUAAUUUCAAAAGGCAUGAUAGAGCAAAUGAUAAGACCGACCUAGUCCCGGAAAAAUUACAUCCUUCAUGGGAAGCUAAGAAAAAACAAUCAGGUCUAUUACCUUUUGAAGGUAAAAAAAUUGUAUUUGAUUAAUAUAAAUAAUUUACAAUCAUAAAUAAACUAUUUUAUUACAAC